This is a messenger RNA of Penicillium cinerascens, 1458 nucleotides long. RefSeq lists its product as uncharacterized. The record is from RefSeq and is a predicted model, not a curated record. Gene Ontology annotation, cellular component: mitochondrion. NCBI's taxonomy places the organism in Eukaryota, Fungi, Ascomycota, Eurotiomycetes, Eurotiales, Aspergillaceae. The coding region runs from base 1 to 1458 and encodes 485 amino acids. The transcript has 4 exons.
AUGCCUGAGCCUUGUGAUUUGUUCGAGUGCACGUCUGGGCGAUGGAUCUAUAAUGAGAAUUUGAGACAACGUGAGAGAAGACGAGUUUUCAACAUCUCUGAACUUAAGCGCCUUGCUGCCCUAGCUGUUCAGCAGAAAGAAGCCGAUGUGAUCGAAUUCAAAAAACUUGCCGAGGGGGGUUUCAAUCGAAGUUUUCUGAUCACCAUGAGAGAUGGCUACCAACUCGUUGCACGAAUUCCAUAUCCGGCUACCGAACCAAAAUCCUUAGUGGUCGCGAGUGAAGUCGCAACGUUGGAUUUUCUCCAUGCUCAUGGUAUCCCAGUACUGAAGGUUUUUGGCUACUCUGCCGUUGCAGAUAAUAGGGCGGGUACAGAGUACAUUCUCAUGGAUGAUUUGCCAGAUAACUACUCCCGUGUCAUUGUUCCAAGCCCAGGAUCGACCCAACGCUUCUGCAUCGGUCCUGAUACUUCGCUACGGUUGUGGUAUGGCAAAAGACUCAACUUGUCGGUUGAGCGCGGACCUUACCGAGAUUCCUUGGCAGUUCUUACUGCCGGUGCCAAAAAGGAGAUUGCCUAUCUUGAGAAAUUCGGGCGACCUGUCCAGCUAUUCCAGCGUCUUCGCCGAGAGGUAUACAACUACCAGCCUCAGUCACACUUGGAACAUGCUGUGGCUCUAGAGAAAUACCUUCAGAUUGCACCUUACCUUAUACCACAUGACUGCCCGGCCCUUCAUCGCCCAGCCAUACGGCACCCCGAUCUUCAACCCAACAACAUAUUGAUCACUGAUGACCUAGAAAUCAGAGGUCUAAUUGAUUGGCAACACAGUACGAUUUUGCCAUUAUUUUUGCAGUGUGGUAUUCCUGAGAGCCUACAGAAUUAUGGUGACGAGAUCUCGGAAUCAAUGCAAUUUCCGACUUUGCCGAACAAUUUCGAUGAACUGGAAGAAAUAGAGCAAUUCAAGCAAGCCGAACUCCUGCGCAGGCGACAGCUCCACUAUUUUUAUGUCAAACUGACAGCAGAAAGAAAUCCUGAACAUUACAAGGCCCUGACCCUUCAUUUCAGCACCUUAAGGCAGCGGCUUUUCCAUCAUGCAAGUGACCCUUGGGAGGGUGACAAUAUCACGUUGACAGCCGAUUUAAUUACACUGUCUAGGAAGUGGACAGACUUCGCUCGAGAUGCGAAAACACCUUGUCCAAUUUCUUUUUCAGACGACGAGUUGACGGAAUGUUCACGGCUGGAACGCGCACAGUCUGAAUCAGACGAACAAUUCCGGGCUUGUCAGGAAGCGAUUGGGGUUGGGCAUGAGGGCUGGGUGCCCCUAGAAAACUACGAUGAGGCGAAAAGAAGCGAAAGAAAACUGAAAGCAGACACUCUCGAUGCUGCCGAAACAGAAGAGGAGAGAACAAGAAUCCAAGAAAACUGGAUUUUCGACGACUUUUGCGAGGAAGAAUACAUGUGA